AAACGCGCUCUAGUGUAGUGUUUGUGUCAUCACCAUCAAAGGGUUAGUCACUUCACUACUCCUCCUCGACCUCCAAAGAGGCGAUGAAAGCGUGACCCCUCCUUGCGAAAAUGUCUUCCUUUGUGGUGGCUGCCCUGCUGGCGGUGGCAAUCGCGACUCAAGCCUUAGAAGAGGACUUCGCCUUCGACGUCUCCGACGACUUCGAGGUGGAAAUCAACACCGGAAACAAAGAAAUAGAUGCUGGAGUCGGCAAAGUGUUCCACUACGUCGUCUCCAAGGGGGCUGGAGGGGCCUUCGAAGCGCGGUGUUCCAACGGCGCCCCUCUCCCCGCAUGGCUACUCUUUGACAAAAUCGGGGGCGUCUUCUGGGGGGUUCCCCUCGGGGACGACAUCGGUACCAUUCAUCUAGUCAUCAGGAAUCGAAACAUAUCUGAAGAUGUCACGAUUAACGUGCACGAAACGUCGGAUCUCAAAUGUACUGAAGAUAACACUGUACUUAGUCUUGUUAUUGAUAAGGGCGUCAGGGCAAUCAAACCGAAACAAAGAGUGAUAGCUGUCAACAACAUCGCAAAGUUUUUUGGCUUGCCUUAUAGUGCCUUCACUUUAAAACCUCAAUUAGAAAAAGAUGAUAUUACAACAGAUAGUUCGGUAGUACUCGCAGGACCAGGAAAUUACAACCCAAAAUCGGUGAAAUUAACAUCGGUGACGGUUCCAGUAGGCUGUGAUGGGCGUUUAUGGUUACAAACAGCACCAUUGGUGCACCAAUUGAAGCACCAAGCACGUGAUGGUACCAUUAGUGAGGUACUUGGACUUCCAUUGAUUGGUUGGAGGGUCAAAAUUGAACCAAAAACAAGAACCAAYCGACAAACUGAAGAUUAUGGAAGUGGUGACUACGAUGAUGAUUAUUACGACAACUACGACGAUGAGUACGAAUAUGAGGAAGAAAAGGGUACCACUACGACAACAACGCACCCACAUCGACACCACCACGGCGAGGUACCACAAUCUAGCACCAAACCGACAACGGAACUGGUACCUGAAACGACAACAACAACAACAACAACACAAAAAUCAACAACCGAAGAAAUGGUACCACAAACAACAAAUUCCACGAAAAUUGACUACGAGUAUGAAGACUACGACUAUGAUUUGGAAGAUAAUGACGAAGACCCGACUGUGGUACCUGAAUUAGUUGAAACAACAACAACAACGACAACAACGCGUGAUGUUGUUGUUGUUUCGGAAACGACAGUACCCACAACAACGGAACGGGAAACAACAAUGAUGAUUAUUGAAGAUACAGAACCGGCGACUGUGUUGUAUGAAAUGACAACAGUACCAGAAACAACAACUACAACUAGUACUGAAGUGUCAACAACAACAACAGAAGAAGAAACAACACCAACUGUCAAAUUAACAACAACGCGUCAUGUUGUUUCCACCACUGAAACGGUGGAAAUCGAGGAGAAGAAUUUCCCCCCGUAUAUUGAAAAUCGCCUCAAUCAAAUGUCGGUCAUUGCGGGGAAAAUCUUCCGUUUUGUGGUCCCCAAAAACACGUUUAAUGACUUCGAAGACGGCCAUAACCUCACUUUGGAGUUUUUGAAUGCGCACGGGGAGGCCCUUUCGCGCGAUUCUUGGUGUCAUUUCAACCCCCAUCGACGUGAAAUCUACGGGUUACCCCUCGAGGAGGAUGUCUCCAAAUGGGAGUACGUUUUAAAGGCCACAGAUCGUGAAGGUGCCUACAUUACCGACACUUUCACCAUUCAGGUGCAACAACACAAAUUACAACGUGUUGUUAAUCAUGAAAUGUCGUUGUUUAUGCGAAUUGAGAAACAACAAGAGUUUCCACAUUUCGUCGAUUGGUGUUUGAGGACUUUGAGGGCUUUGGGGAAGAUUUACAACACGAAUAUGACGGAGAUUACCGUCAGAAAUGUGAAUUACACGAGUGAACCGGUGGUUUUCACGUGGACUAAUGACUCAAUUCCGACGAAUUAUUGCCCAGUUGAGGAAAUCGACAAGCUUUAUAAGAUGUUGACUGCUAAUGACCGCGGUGACCCCAAACAAGAGCUCAGCUUGUUGCUAACCCCCGAUUUGCGGGUGAAAAAGGUCACCAAACACGGUUUGGGGGUGUGCGAGACGCCCCAAGUCCCGGUGACUCCCCCGACGAACUUUUCGCCGUUUUUGCGCAACCCCGUCGAUCAUAUCAAUGCCACAGUCGGGGAACUACUCAUCUUCAAAGUCCCUGAUGAUACUUUCUACGACCCCGAGGAUACGGAUUCACGAACUCUUAACAUUUCGCUCCUCACGGCUGAUCGGCAAGCAAUCAAGUCGACUAAUUGGCUGCAGUUUGAUGGCAAGAAUCGUGAGUUUUAUGGGAUUCCCCGAAAGCCAGGCCGGAGUGAAUACCAUCUAGUUUGUGUGGAUAGUGGAGGGGCCACGGCGACCGAUAGUCUCGAAAUUGUUGUCUAUCCGGCCCCCAAAAUGCACUACAAUGUUGAGUUUAGUAUGACGGUGGAGACGCCCUACGAGACGUUCGUGAAUAGUGCCUCCAUGCAGAGGAAAUUCGUCGAGAAAUUGCAAGAAAUCUUCGGUGAUCGCAACUCCAGCUCGAUCCACAUGAACCCCUUUAAGCAAAAAGACCGUUCAACUYUCAUAACAUGGUUCAACCGCACUUUAAGCACCACCAAGUGCCCCCAUGAGGAGAUAAACCACUUGGAGUCGGUGCUCAAAAACCACCAAGACCGCGGUAUCUCCCACCAGGUGUCCCGUAUCAUGGAACCCGAAUUUCUCAUAUCAAAAAUAAGCGUUUUCACGAUGGGCAAUUGCCGUACGAAGGCCCUCCCGCCCCCCAUCCACGAGGACAUCAUCCCCGUGGACGAGAAGUCCCCCGAGGGGGCUGCCGCCCACUACCAAUACCUCAUGACAUUCAUCAUCCCCGCGGUCAUCAUCUCGGUGAUGCUGUUUUUCGCCGCGUUGUGCGCCUGUGUGCUCUACCGGAGACGCCGCACCGGGAAAAUGAACGUGGAGGAGGAGGAGGGGCGCCCCCAUUAUGGCAAUAAGGGCAUCCCCGUGAUCUUCCAGGAGGAGUUGGAGGAGAAGCCCGAGUCGGGGACGAAGACUCCGGUGAUUCUCAAGGACGAGAAACCGCCCCUAGCGCCCCCAGAGUACAGCAAAAGCGGCUCGUUGAAACUGAACGACGAUUCGGAGCCCUACCAGCCGCCGCCCCCUUUCACGCGCACCGAUGGGAGACAGCCGCGACCCAAGCCGACGCCCACGUACAGGAAACCGCCCCCGUAUGUGCCCCCCUAACAACUACAUUUCACGUUUUUUCAGCAAUAAGUACUGCCAAACUGCUUCACCAAAAUUACCAACUUUUAGGGGAAUUUUGUUUUGUAACUAGAAUCUUCUUAUAGAUUAUUAGGUUUUAGGCUGUUUUAGGUUCGCACAAUCUUUUUUAUCUCUCUGUACAAAUCGGUUUUUGAUCGUUUUUUAUUGCUGACGCGUUUUUUAUAUUUAAUUUAGUUACCAACCAAUAACUUUGUACUGUAAAAAUUUAUAAUGUUUUAUACUAGUUGUAAGAGUUUUUGUAAGGAUGUACUCGAAUCAUAUCAAUAAGGCUAGAAUUUAUUUGUAAUCUAUACGUAACUGACUUACUUUUAAAUGGUUUGAAUGUAGCAUAUCAAUAAAUCCCUAUAUUUGUCCCCGAUGAUGUCAUACUUUUGUAUUAUUAACGAGUCAUUAUAAUAAUACAUAAUUGUUCAAUAAAUACUAAAAACAA
Molecule: messenger RNA, 3777 nt
Organism: Tribolium madens (black flour beetle)
Lineage: Eukaryota; Metazoa; Arthropoda; Insecta; Coleoptera; Tenebrionidae
Product: dystroglycan
Exons: 6
Coding region: 111-3308 (1065 amino acids)
Biological process (GO): axon guidance; nerve development; muscle attachment
Cellular component (GO): dystroglycan complex; sarcolemma; dystrophin-associated glycoprotein complex
Molecular function (GO): laminin binding; calcium ion binding
Source: RefSeq, a predicted model, not a curated record